Molecule: messenger RNA, 474 nt
Organism: Xenia sp. Carnegie-2017
Lineage: Eukaryota; Metazoa; Cnidaria; Anthozoa; Malacalcyonacea; Xeniidae
Product: T-cell acute lymphocytic leukemia protein 1 homolog
Exons: 1
Coding region: 1-474 (157 amino acids)
Biological process (GO): regulation of transcription by RNA polymerase II
Molecular function (GO): protein dimerization activity; DNA-binding transcription factor activity, RNA polymerase II-specific; RNA polymerase II cis-regulatory region sequence-specific DNA binding
Source: RefSeq, a predicted model, not a curated record
AUGGUAAGCGCAUGUAAUGUUCAUGGAAAAAUAUAUGGUAAAACUAACUAUGAGCAAUCUGUAUAUGUCUCUCCGUGUUUACAAGAAAGUGUAUCGGAUUAUUAUCCAUUGAGAGAGAUGAAAAGGGUACCUUCAUUUAUUAGCCUGACUUAUGAUGAACAUAAAGAAAAUAAAGUUGUGAAAAGAAUGUUCACAAAUACUCGAGAGCGAUGGAGACAAAAAAACGUUAACCACGCUUUUGGUGAAUUAAGGAAACUCUUGCCUACCUAUCCAUACGAUAAGAAACUGUCGAAAAACGAGAUACUAAGACUUGCAAUGAGAUACAUUCAGUUUCUGGACAAGCUGCUUCGUGACAUGGACACAAUGGACAGUAAAUAUUUGAGUAGCAGAUGGGAUAAUCAAUUUCCAUACAGUGCGCAUUAUGGUGUUGAAUAUACGCACUGUUCUCGUUUGGAAAAUGUAUUUAGUAGUUAG